GCAUUUUCUUAGCUGAGAUGGGCGCCAUCCGUAUGUACAUAGAAUGGGGAUUCUUCGACAAAAUCCCGGACGAUGGUUCGAUAUCGUAUGCUUCACUCGCCUCUACCAUCAAUGGAGACGAGGCCUUGGUCCGUCGCAUGGGCCAACUUCUUGUAGCAACUGGGAAGCUCAAGAGACCUCAACCAAACCACGUUGCACAUUCGCGUCUCUCGCCAACCUUCAAAUCCGGCAAUCGUGAAGGUGACCAUUUCACAAUGAUUUGCGACGAUUUCCAGAAAGCGUUUCAAACCUUCACAGGCUUCUUUGAGAAGUAUGGGCCACAUGAACCCCAGGGCGAAAGCAAGGUUCCUCUUUGCUUCGCUUAUGGUGUUGAUGGGAAGCUGACAUACUGGGAGGCGAUCCUACACCGUGGGGAAGCUAACGUUGCGAGAUUCGGACGUGCUAUGCAGGGUCUCCAGACUUACGCUUGGCCUUAUACUGGUAUUUAUGACUUCAGUUGGGUCGCCGAAUAUGCGAAGGAAAAUAGUGAUCGGCCUUUGGUUCUUGACAUCGGAGGCGGCCGUGGUCAAAUGAUCCGGGCUGUGCUCGAAGAAACACCUGCCAUUCCACGAGAUAGGUGCUACUUAGAGGACCGGUCCGAGGUUAUCGAAAUCGUAAAGGAGGAUUCUAAAAGCGAUCCCGUUUUGAAGGAUGUACAGAAAGUUGUCACGAACUUUCACAAAGAGCAGCCUAUCAAGGGUAAGAUUUGGUUACACCCCUUAUGGAAUACGACAUAUGAUUUGUUGACAAUGUUACACGACAGACGCCCUCGUCUAUCUUAUCCGCCGCUGUAUCCACGACUACACGGACGAUGAUUGCGUCAAUAUUCUCAAGAUCCUGGCGGAUGCCUUACCAGCGGAUGAACCUCGCGCCCGUGUCUUGAUUAAUGACCAGAUCAACUCCGAAGACCCUACUCCUUUUGUGGCGGCUUACGAUAUUCUCAUGAUGACAUGUGCGUCCUGAGACCGGUGAGUUUUAAGUUGACUUCAUGGGGAGACUGGGAGAGCUCAUUCGGUUGGUUCUGGUGAUACGUUAGACGAUGUUUAGAUGGCUGAACCACACAACCAUAUGCAUGUGUUACCACAACCAUUCGUCAAAUGGAUGGUACCCUCGCAGUUAGAUGCCGUCUUUAAUUUCUAUCGGGUAUUGGGUGGUGGUGG
Messenger RNA from Hypoxylon trugodes, 1199 nucleotides. RefSeq lists its product as uncharacterized. The record is from RefSeq and is a predicted model, not a curated record. Bases 18 to 854 code for a protein of 278 amino acids. Gene Ontology annotation, molecular function: methyltransferase activity. Lineage: Eukaryota; Fungi; Ascomycota; Sordariomycetes; Xylariales; Hypoxylaceae. The transcript is spliced from 3 exons.